AUGGGUAACUACUCGAAAGCACUUGAAUUUUACGAAAAAGCACUUAGAAUAAGAGAUAAAGCUCUGCCUCCGAAUCAUCCCGAUUUUGCUCAAUCCUACAACAACAUCGGUUUGGUGUAUGCCAACAUGGGUAACUACUCAAAAGCACUUUCUUUUCUGGAAAAGGCACUUGCUAUAGCACAAAAAUCACUUCCACCAACACAUCCUCAGAUUAAGAUGAUGACAGAUAACAUUAACCAUAUGAUGAUCAUAUCAGUAUUUCUAAUUAUAUUUAUCUUUAUUAAUCCUGUUGAUAAUACUCAUUUUCGUGGUGGAAUGAUCAGUUGGCGACGAGCAACUGAUGAAAAAUCUGUACUAAAUACAAAGAAAACAAUUAUUAUUGAUCAACGAUAUGCAUGGUCGAAAAGUGCUGCAGCAAGUGCAUGUACAAGUUCAACAAUUUCAUCAUUUGGAUUGAUUGGAGAAAAUACUAUAUCUGUUCUUAAAUGUCAAUCAUCAUUAGCUACAUGUACAAGUGCACAAUAUACAGCUAAUAUUUCUACUUAUGUUCCAUGUACUGAUUAUAAUACAGCUUUAGGAAUGUCUUUUGGUUAUAGUUCAACAACUGUAAAUCUUACUGUUAUAUCAACAGGUAUUGUGGUUGGCUAUGUUGUCAGUGGUGCAUGGCUUUCAUUACAAUUAAGCAGUGGUGGUUGGAGUAUGAUGACAUACAUAAAUAUGAAACCACGUCUAGAUAAUGAAUUAAUUAAUAGUUCACCAACAUCAAGUAUAUCACCGAUAGUUUAUGUACCUGCUAGUUCUAAUAUAUCAACUUCAAUUGAUAUACCAAUGGAUGAUAUUGAUGGAGAUAAUAUUGAAUGUCGUUUUGCAAAAGCUUCAAAUAUAUUAGGUGGAGUUACUGUUGAUGAAUGUAAUGAUGUUUGUAAAUCAUUAGCAUUACCUGCAUCGACACAAUUAAUAUCAGGCAAUAAUACAUGUACACUUAUGGUUACUCUACCUUCAAUUGGUUACUAUGCAGUAGCAAUUCAAUUAGAAGAUUUUAUUGAAAAUAUAACAACACCUCUUAGUUCUGUUCCAUUACAAUUUCUUCUUCUUGCAUAUGAUGCAUCAAAUCCAACAUCGACUUGUACAAGUAUACCUGUUAUAACAAGUAUUCCACCAGAUUUACCAUUACCGGGUGAUACAGUUACUGUUCAAGUAACUGUUCUUUAUACAGCAAUGGUUAUUGCACAAAGUGGUUGUCAAAAUGAUACAGAUACAAGUAUUACAAAUUUUAUAACAUCAAGUCCACCUGGAAUGUUAAAAUCAAAUCUUCCAUAUACUGUAACAUCAACAUCUUAUGCAAUUAGUCUUACAUGGACACCAGCAAUGAGUCAAUUAGGUCAAACAUAUACAUUUUGUGCCGUAGCUAUUGAUAGUAAUUAUUAUUCAUCAGAUCAAUAUUGUUUCAAUUUAUUUGUUGGUCCUAAAACAACAACAACAACAACAACAUCAACAACAACAUCAACAACAUCAUCAUCAACAUCAACAACUUCAACAACAACAACAACAUCAACUUCAACAUCAUCAACUUCAACAACAUCAACAACAACCACAUCAAUUACAACAACAACAUCGACAUCAACAACAUCUAUCAUAACAACUGAAGCACCAUAUAAUUGUAUUCCAUUACUGAUCGGAUUAGGUCUUGGACUUGGAUUACCAUUAUUAUUCUUAGUAAGCUUUCUAGCAUUAUGUUAUCUGUUUCGAUGGUGUCCUGGUCCUGUACGAUCGAUUCUUCAAUAUCGUUAUGGUCAUCAAGAAGACAUGCAUUGUAAAUACUGUCAACGAUCACUUCUUGAUGAUGAUUCUCAAAAAAUAAAUGAAGGAAAAUCGAUAAUAUCUGAAGAUACACGUCGAUAUCGACAACAAUAUUUGAAUACUGAUGAUAAUCCAUCACCAACAAACUCAUAUUUAGAACGUGAAUAUGUUUCAUUACGUAAUUUUUCGAAUUCUGAUUCAAGAUCAAUUUUAUCUGCUCCAACAAUAACAAGAAUAACUUCAGUAGUCUCGCCUUCAAUAAAUACUCUUCCUACGGAAAAUUUUUCACGUAUCCUAUCACCAUCAUCUCAUUCACAACCACGACAUUCUAUUUCUAUUCUAUCACGACUUUAUUCGAAACAAAUCCAACCAAUAUAA
Messenger RNA from Rotaria sordida, 2178 nucleotides. The record is from the annotation of a GenBank genome assembly. NCBI's taxonomy places the organism in Eukaryota, Metazoa, Rotifera, Eurotatoria, Philodinida, Philodinidae.